Messenger RNA from Cladophialophora bantiana CBS 173.52, 663 nucleotides. RefSeq lists its product as uncharacterized. Bases 1 to 663 code for a protein of 220 amino acids. The transcript has a single exon. NCBI's taxonomy places the organism in Eukaryota, Fungi, Ascomycota, Eurotiomycetes, Chaetothyriales, Herpotrichiellaceae. The record is from RefSeq and is a predicted model, not a curated record.
AUGUCUCUCAAAGCUGCUGAGGGUUUCACUGUGACGACGUUCGACAUGCCUGGAAUGUCAAGAUCAUUUAAUGCGCCGCCCGAAACGUACCAGGAUGUCACAGCCCAAAAGCUGGCCACCAUGGUGAUCGGUCUGAUGGACCGGUUAGACAUUCAAUAUGCCUCCUUUUGGGGCUGCAGCUCGGGCGCGUUAGCUGUCCUGGCACUAUGCGCUGACUAUCCCGAACGGGUUCGCAAUGGAUUACCACAUGAAGCGCCUACGUGGCUCACGGACCAUAUCGCCGAUCUUCAGUCUCAAGACGCAGACUCCAUCGCGGCAACCAUGGCCCUUCACUCGAAGGCCGCUUCCGGGAACGAAGCGGCAUGGUAUGCGCUUGGUGACGAGGUGCACGAGAGGCUUCGCAAAAACUAUCCUGGCUGGGCGAAUGGCUACAUCACCAAGCUGACUCAGUCUGCACCCAUUAGUGACGAGGACCUACACAAGAGACCGAUAGACUGGACCGUGGGCGCGGGUACUCCAACUUGGCAGUUUUUCAACAACGUCGUUACCGCAACUAAAGCGGGUAUCCCCAUCAAGACUCUUCCGGGAAACCAUUUUCCCUAUGUCUCACAUCCCGAAGGCAUGGCAAAGCAUCUUAUUGAGACGACUCGAAAGUAUCUAUAG